AAACCCUCAUUCCUCUCGUUCCAUUCCCCUCCUCUCACCGUUCGCAUCCACACCUCCGACCUCCCAUCUCGCCCGUCGUUUCCUCGGUGGUUUCAGCUUCCUCCGCCCGCCGAUGUCUCCAGCGGCCUCCGGGUCAGCCCGUACUCGGACUCCUAUGCCGUCGACAGCUCCUCUAGGCGAAGCGGUGCAAACGACACUGUGAAGGUGAAUGCGAAGGAAAAGCGAUGGUCCCGCGACCGAGAGAGCUAUUUGGCCGACGACAGUGAUGCUCUUCCACUUCCUAUGACGUUUCCUUAUUCAUCUCCGGUAUUGCAGGACGAGAUCGAUCGUCGGCUCCUUUGCGACCCGCAAGUUGAGGACUGUAACGAAAUGGUUUACGAAUGGACUGGAAAGUGUCAGAGUUGCCAAGGAUCAGGAUUUGUCAGUUAUUACAAUAAAAAGGGGAAGAAAAGUGUCUGCAAAUGCAUAACAUGUCUUGGAAUUGGUACUUUUCUUCUUCAAGGCAUUGAUACUUAUGCAGCUUGA
Molecule: messenger RNA, 525 nt
Organism: Malania oleifera
Lineage: Eukaryota; Viridiplantae; Streptophyta; Magnoliopsida; Santalales; Ximeniaceae
Product: protein disulfide-isomerase SCO2-like
Exons: 2
Source: RefSeq, a predicted model, not a curated record